AUGCAACUUUCUGCACCCCCUAAGCUAAAAACUACCAUCAUUCAAUUGAACAAAGACAUAGAUCCGGAGGACAACAACUAUGAGGUGCUCUCCAAUGACUAUGCAAGCGAUACCAAGAACUCAUUAGUCUCGUUUUCACUUGGAGUUAACGAAGAGCAGCCUCGCAAAAAGAGAAGGCGGUCUUCUUCAACAAUUGGUGAGGAUGAGUUGGCCAAGAGACGCACUGAAACGAAACAGCUUCACUCCAUGAUUGAGAAACGCAGGCGUAUCAAGAUCAACCGCGAGUUUGAGGCCCUCAAGUACUUAAUUCCAGCGUGUCGGACUGCUGAUCACAGCUCUCGAAGGGUCAGUGCAGCAAGCAACAAUGCAAACAAAAUCGACGGCAUGUACAAGCUUACCAUAUUGAAAACCGCCGUCGAGUAUAUCUUGUAUUUGCAUCACAUUUUGCAAAAGCAGCACAGUUUGCUCUCUUCGUCAAUGGAGGACUUUGAAUUCGACAUUUCGUUCGCAGAUAUACCCCUCGACGUCAACCAAUACCGCAACAUUGACCAGGAAUUCGAUUUCCAUGAGUUUGCAUCUCGUUGUGCUUCUCAAAGCGACAAUGUGGAUAGGCAGGCUACUUUUAUGUCUCAGAAUUUGAACAGCACUGCCCUGUCAAUUGCCGAAACCGAGGAGGGUGCAGAAGAAGCAAAUACAGAAGCAAAAGCCGCUGUAGGUGCAGACUAUAUCUCGUGGAACUCCAGAAUCGAUCAAUGUACGGACCAGCUUACCGCAACGCAAGAAGCUGCUGAAAUUUCGCCCAUUCUUACCAUGCUCGGGAAACACAAGAGUGAAGACAACGGGCAGCCCCGCCUCUCCUCAUCAAUAUGUUCCACGAACCUUCAGACUUAUCAAUCAUUUCUGUUCGCCAAUCCCAGUGGCCACUCAAAUGAUACUUCCACCUCCACAUCUCCCUUCACCAUACCCAUCAAGACGCUGAUAAAAAAGAAUAUGUUUUCCUUACCUGACCCUGCAUUGACAUCGACAAAUGCCAGGUGCUGUGGUUUGAUAUCUCCGGAAAGCGUUUCUAUGAACAAUGAUGUAAUGGGCCAGGGCCAGGCCUACCCACGCAAGAUGUAUUUCAAAAGCCAGGUGCCACCUAAUAAUCUCAUUGCCAACGUGGAUGGACAGCCAGGUCACUUGGAAUUAAGCAACACGGAGGUGGACAAACUCGAGAACGCGUCGAGAAUGUUACUACUGUUGCGAAAACCAAGCAUAGGUCAGCUUCUUAACUGA
Metschnikowia bicuspidata var. bicuspidata NRRL YB-4993 is the source of this 1275-nucleotide messenger RNA. It is a transcript of the gene TRY6, whose product is annotated as Try6p. NCBI's taxonomy places the organism in Eukaryota, Fungi, Ascomycota, Pichiomycetes, Serinales, Metschnikowiaceae. The coding region runs from base 1 to 1275 and encodes 424 amino acids. The record is from RefSeq and is a predicted model, not a curated record. Gene Ontology annotation, molecular function: protein dimerization activity. The transcript is spliced from 2 exons.